Owenia fusiformis is the source of this 1343-nucleotide messenger RNA. The record is from the annotation of a GenBank genome assembly. Lineage: Eukaryota; Metazoa; Annelida; Polychaeta; Sabellida; Oweniidae.
GUACAGGUGUGUAAAAAAUCUGUAAAGAAACUCAAUCACGUGAUGCAUCUAGCAACGAAGGAUCAAAAUGGCGAUGUACUGUGAGGGCACGAUAAAACCUAACAAUUUUGAAAUAAAAGAUGCAGAUAAGCACUACGAGGGCAUCGUUGGUAAACUAAAGAAAGCUUUCGUGGGAUUGGGUACAGAUGAGAGGAGAGUUAUCGAGAUUCUUACCACUCAUAGUAAUGCCCAGAGACAAGAAAUAAUCAAACAAUUCAAAGCGCAGACUGGGAAAGACCUGGAAGAGGAGGUUAAAGCAGAGCUUGGGGGACUCUUUGAAACGCUGGUACUUGCCUUGCUUGUACCAUCUAGCAACUUUGAUGCUAAAUGUAUUCACGAUGCGAUGAAGUUUGGAACAUGUGAGAAAACCCUUAUACAAGUUCUGUGUUCUAAGACUAACAGCGAAAUAAAAGCAAUAGCAGAUGCAUACGAAGCAAUGUAUGAUUGUGAGAUGGAGGAGGAUCUGAAGAGCGAUUUGUCUGGGACGUUUCAAAACAUAAUAAUAUCUAUAAUACAGGGUAAACGAGCGGAUAACAUUGAAGUUGACCAAGAACUAGUUGUUAAAGAUGCCGAGGAGAUAUACCAGGCUGGAGAGGCAAAUGAAAAUGGAACUGAUGAGUACAAGUUCAACAAGGUUCUCAGUCUUAGGAGCCGCGCUCAUAUGAAUGCGGUGUUUGACCAAUACAAAAAGAUAGCUGGUAAAGAAAUUGAACAAACCUUGGAUUAUGAGGCACAGCUGAUAGCACAACCAGACACCAGAGAUGCUUUCAAAGCAAUAUGUGCAUAUGCCAGGAAUCCACUUACGUAUUUUGCGACCUGUCUCCAUGAAAGCUUGGCUGGAAUUGGUACAGACGAUAGUGCCCUGAUACGUCUUAUUGUGGACCACAGUGAGGUGGACCUGGCAGACAUCAAGAAACGCUACAGGGAGCUCUUCAACAGUACACUGGUGGUUGAUGUACAGAAUGACACCUCUGGGGAUUACAAGAAACUCCUCACUGCAAUAAUUGGCACCGACUGAUUCAAAUACUCUCAAAUCAUCCAGUCAUUAUAUUAUGAGUUCUAAAUAAUAAAGUGGACUGGAAUAGCAUACUGGAAAUGCAAUAUUUGGAUGUAAAUAACUUCAUUUACCAAAUGGACAUGGACUUCCAAGGUUGAUCCAUUAUAUGAAAACCAUUUAUACCUUGAGAUAGAGAUAUUCCCUAAAACCCAUGAACCGAAUAAUCAGCAUAUUCUGCAUAUCACGUUUUUUAAAGUACCAAGCAUGUCUGAAGCCAGGGGGAAUUGGGAAUCUUCUUCAAGCCUCC